AUGAUGUCUUCACAGUACCAGUCAGUACAUCUUGCCGCUCGUCCUGCGAGUGAAAUCGUUCCGGGAGAGACUUUCGAGGUUAGGUCGAAUGCUGCACCCAAGGAGUCCGAUCUCAAGAAUGGUCAAGUCAUCUUCCGUUCUCUGUACCUCAGUCUUGAUCCUGCCAUGAGAGGAUGGCUCAAUGGUAAGUUCGAGCAUAUCGACAACUUCCGUAUCAGUGUGACUGACUCUCAACCCCAGNACACACGCUCAUAUGUCCCUCCUGUCCAGAUCGGCGAAGUCAUGCGUGGAGUCGCCAUCGGUACCGUCGAAGCGUCCAAAUCCGACAAGUUCCCCGUCGGUACACUCGCCACUGGUUUCGUCGGCUGGACCGAACUUGCAAUCGUCGAAGAGAAGGCCCUCGAACGCGUUGACCUGCCUUCCAACGGCCGCACCACCGACGCCCUCGGUGUCCUCGGCAUGACCGGCUUGACCGCCUACUUUGGCAUCAUCAACGUCGGCGAAGUCAAGGAGGGCGACUUUGUCGUCGUCUCCGGUGCCGCCGGCGCAACAGGAAGUGUCGUUGCCCAGAUCGCCAAGCUCAAGGGCGCCAAAGUACUCGGUCUCGCCGGCAGCGACGACAAAGUUUCAUGGCUGAAAAACGACCUCGGUCUCGACGAUGCUCUAAACUACAAAGACGCCGAUUUCACCACCAAAUUCCGCGCCGCGACCAAAGGCUUGAUUGAUGUCUUCUUCGACAAUGUUGGCGGCGAGAUCCUCGAUCUUGCUUUGUCGCGCGCAAAACCUUUCUCUCGCUUUGUGUGCUGUGGUGCCAUUAGCGAUUACAACAGUGCUUCUCCUCGUGGACUCAAGAACUACAUGAUGAUUAUCUCCAUGCGCAUUCGCAUGCAAGGCUUUAUCGUGUUUGACUUUGCGGACCAGUAUGCCACUGCCAGACAGCAAUUGGCGCAAUGGCUCAAUGAGGGCAAGUUGCAGAGAAAGGAGACUGUCAUCGAGGGUGGAUUGAGCAAGGCGGAGCAAGGCUUGAGAGACUUGUACAAGGGUGUCAAUACUGGUAAACUGCUUGUUGAGGUUAGCAAACAGAAGGAUGGUAAAGCUAGACUGUAG
Molecule: messenger RNA, 1107 nt
Organism: Aureobasidium vineae
Lineage: Eukaryota; Fungi; Ascomycota; Dothideomycetes; Dothideales; Saccotheciaceae
Source: the annotation of a GenBank genome assembly